Messenger RNA from Naegleria gruberi, 1346 nucleotides. RefSeq lists its product as uncharacterized. The transcript has a single exon. Bases 14 to 1297 code for a protein of 427 amino acids. The record is from RefSeq and is a predicted model, not a curated record. Lineage: Eukaryota; Heterolobosea; Eutetramitea; Acrasida; Naegleriidae.
AAAAAACAUAACAAUGAAAGUUUCAAAUUUAUUAUUCAUUUGUCUAUUCCUAUUCACUUUUGCUUACAAGUUGACUGUUGCCUCUAGCACUUCCAACAUGCUACAACCAGUCAAUUUAUUUCAGAAGAGAACAUCUCAAGCAGUGUGCACAUGUCCUAGAUGUCCAGACAAAAUUAACAUCAACAAUUUCUUGUUCUCAACUGAGGUGAAUUGUCCCACCAAGUGUCCCACAGGCUAUUACGUCAAUGGAAUGGAUCUCUUGAUUUCACCAUUUAAUGACUACCAUACCUACAUUAUUGAAACUACAUCCACUGACACUUCAAACAAAAUUAAUGACUUGUCAAAAGAUCAAACCAGAUACAAUCUUGGAGAUUGUUUCAGUGCCUCUACUUCCUUAAAUCUUGAUACCACUGAUUACACUACCAAGAUUACAUGUAAGAAUGCCAUUACUCAAUGCUCAGUUCAAGUGAAAAAUGUUUGUUUUUGCUCCAAAUCCCCUUCAAAAUUGGUUAUUAUUGCUCCUUCUCUUGUUGUGACUGGAUCUAAAUACACACCUGAAGUAAGAAUUGUUGACAAUGAUGGAAAUAUAGUUCCAAGAAACUAUCUCAUUGAAUUCAUUUCACCUGGUCAAUCCUAUACUUCUAUGGCAUCAAAUGGUAUCAUGAAAGUUAAUGAACUUAUUGCCCCAAGCUCUGGUACUGUUACAUUAAGAGCUUCUAUCAGUUCUCUUUCAGGUUCUGCUCCUUCAUUGACUUCUGCUGAGUUUACUGUCACUGUCACUCAAUCCUUAUUCACAUGUUAUGGUGCUUCACCUUCCAACAGUUCUGUUUGUAGUGGUAAAGGAACAUGUACUGCUCAAGAUGUUUGCUCAUGUUUCACAGGAUACAGUGGUAGUAAAUGUGAAACAUUCUCCUCAACCACUCAAGUUUCCAGCAUUAAACUCUCAGUUCCCUCCACUGUGAAUAGUGGUUCUCAAUUUACUGCAACUGUUUCAAUGUUGGAUUCAAGUGGAAGUACCAUGAAAUCAGGUUCAGGAACUAUCACUUUGGAUAUUGUUGGUGCAUCUUCUGAUGUUACAAUGGUUGGUGAUAAGUCCAAAGUGGCAGGUGAAGGUGUUGCUUCAUUCUCUGUUCAAUUGUCAACAUUGACAUCAACUUCGAUCUCUCUAAAGGCGAACUAUCAAACACUUUCAGAUACCAAAUCAGUUAAUGUGGAUAUAUCCAGGACAUCUCAAUGUGCUGCCAUUUGGAGUUAUCUUUUCACAAUAACCUUUUUUGUAAUUUUAUUUAUUAUCUAAUAAUAAUAAUAUUGCAUUAAAUAAAUUUAAUAUUACAAAAUUUAAUUAU